Molecule: messenger RNA, 2646 nt
Organism: Owenia fusiformis
Lineage: Eukaryota; Metazoa; Annelida; Polychaeta; Sabellida; Oweniidae
Source: the annotation of a GenBank genome assembly
GGUCCACGUGGAAUUAACAAGUGGCUGUGGAUUGUAUGUAGUGACAGUAGAAAACAACCCGAAACGGAGUCAAAUCGUAGAGAAUCCUAGAAACACUUUCACCGAUAGAGGGCAUAAAAACGACACCACCACGGACUAGUGCGCAACAACAGUACACCAGUGGGGAGGAAAGUCCACUCCACCAUGAGCUGCCCUUUUAGCUUAGUAAAGCAGAUGAGUCAGGAUGGAAAAGGACAGCGACAAGCAUCCAUGGGCUCUGCCAAAUCAAGCCCCAAGCACCAUAAAAGUCCCGUGCGCAAAAUCUCCAGCAAUCUUAGUACGGACGGACUCAUUGGGCGCAAAAUAAGUGGUAUCUCAGUUGCGUCUUCGUCUACUUCUGAGGACGAGAACUGUGAACGGAAACUCGGGAUAGCAAGUCUGGCGGAGGCUGUCGGAACAAUGAUUAUGCCAUCGAUGACCUUUGCGAAUAGAGCCCUCAUAGAACUUGUGAACUCGUAUGAUCCAGUGUAUUGGACAAAACUCAAGAAUAAUGUUGCAUUCAACAUAGAGAAAUUUGAAGGUGCAGCCUUUGACCAAGAGAAACGGUUUACUCCAGUCGAUUCUGCACUUAUGCAAACUUUGGCAAAAUCAGCUGCAGACUUGUUGGCAAUUCCGAUAGAAUCUUUCAUGGUGCAAUACGGGAAACAUUUCUUCAAACUAUGCAUCGACAGCUACGACAGGGAGCUUCGCUCUUUAGGCUCAACUCUCUUCAGUUUCCUUAGCAAUCUUGAUGGACUUGUCGGUCAUAUUAAACGCACAAACAAAUGUUUAAAAUGCGACAGCUACCAACUACCAUCUUUCUGUUGUACAGAGAGAGUAAAUGGGCUUCUUUUUCAAUAUUUCACAAGUAAAAUAGGUAUGGGACCAUUCAUCAAAGGUAUUAUCCAACAAGUUGCCAAUGACAUGUACGAUAUAACUGUGAACAUCAUUGAUCGUUCUGAAGAAUAUAAACACAUGGGAUGCUAUGCAUAUCUGAUUGUUCAAACAAGUGACUCAAAUCCAGUGAAUUGUUUGUUCAGUGGACGAGGAAGGCUUCCCAAAAAUGUCAACUCAAGGAUAGGAGUUGUCACCUUCUGCAAGACAUUUCCCUUUAACAUCAUGUUCGAUCAGAACUUGAGGAUCUUACAACUUGGAUCUGCACUUAUGAAAAUUGUAGCUUCGGAGAUCAACACGAAGGGAUUGCAAUUUCAAACUUAUUUUUUAGUUACUAAGCCACUAGUGAAGCUGACGUUUAAUUCAUUUCUUUCUAAAUCGAAUUCAGAUUUCACGGUUCAAGUGAAGCAGUCAUCAUCAAGGAAAGACGGGUCUUUGUCUCAGAACAUGGAGCUAACUGGGCAAAUGGUGCAUGCAUCCGAGUCCAAUGCUAUGUUGUUCCUGGGUUCACCAUCUGUGGAGAAGCUAGACGAACUCAUUGGUAAAGGUAUCUACCUAUCAGACAUCCCAAUUCAUGAUGCAACACGUGACCUCAUUCUCGUAGGCGAGCAGACUAAGGCUCAGGAUGGUUUAAAGAAGAGAAUGGAAAGUCUGAAAAAAGAUAUUGAAAUCGCAACAGCUGCUGUCGAGACUGAAAAACAGAAAAAUGUUGAACUGUUAAAUAUGGUUUUCCCGAGAGAUAUCGCAAAGAAAUUGUGGCGUGGAGAACAAGUUGAACCAAAAUGUAUUGAGAAUUGCACUAUGCUCUUUAGUGAUCUUGUUGGAUUCACUGCUAUUUGCUCCACGUGUACCCCGAUGGAGGUCAUUAACAUGUUGAACACAAUGUACACAGAGUUUGAUCAGUUCUGUGGGGAGCUUGAUGUUUACAAAAUUGAGACGAUAGGUGACGCUUAUUGCGUUGCUGGUGGCAUUCACCGGAAAAGUGACACGCAUGCGCAACAGAUAGCCUGGAUGGCGCUGAUGAUGAUGGAUGCUGUGAAAAACAUGAAAGCAAAGGACGGCAACUCUCUACAGAUGCGGAUUGGCUUACAUACUGGUAGCAUUGUCGCUAGCGUCGUGGGGAUUAAAAUGCCGAGGUAUUGUCUGUUCGGUAACAAUGUAACUCUCGCCAACAAAUUCGAAUCCGGCAGCAUCGCUAUGCGGAUCAAUAUCAGCCCAACGACAUACGAAUUAUUGAACCAGACCCCAGGCUUUGAUUAUACCUCUAGAUCACGUGAUGAGCUUCCUUCCGGGUUCCCAAAUGACGUAAAAGGGACCUGUCAUUUCCUCAAUAGCUAUCGAUAUGCACGAAUCAAAGACGGAAACACUCAGUCAAUUAGGACUCAUAUACUAAAAACUGUUGAAGACUUGGACAUAAAGAGACUUGAUGACUGAUAAUUUAAUUUAAGUUUUUGAGGAGCUCAUGUCUCUACCAGAAUGGAUGAAAAUGACUGAUAUGUCUACGUUUUCGUCGUUUUGCGUUUAUAAAUAAUAGAAGUAAUUUUGGAGUGUGCUGCGUGUGAAAUCAUAAAUAUCCUCGAUAUCUUCAAAUCUAUCCAUGAUGUACCUAUUCAAAGUUAACAAUGUCAGACAAUACAGACUUGCCAACCUAAAAUGAAAAUUUUUCGGGAGAUUUAAAAAAAGAUUUAACGGGAGUUAUACCAAGAAUACGGGAGAUUUUACGGGAGUUAUACC